Penicillium argentinense is the source of this 2175-nucleotide messenger RNA. RefSeq names its product putative glutaminase. The record is from RefSeq and is a predicted model, not a curated record. Lineage: Eukaryota; Fungi; Ascomycota; Eurotiomycetes; Eurotiales; Aspergillaceae. Bases 1 to 2175 code for a protein of 724 amino acids. Gene Ontology annotation, biological process: carbohydrate metabolic process. The transcript has a single exon.
AUGCGAUUCGAUAUACAGACGCCCUUGGGGCUGGGCUCCCUCUGCGCCUCGGUCCUGUCCUUCUUCUGCGGCGAAGAGGGCCAGCAACAGGGCCGCAUCUCCCACUACCCCGUGCUACCGCCAUCGUACCCGCUGGCGGUGCGCAACCCUUACUUGUCAACAUGGAUGCCCAGUGAUCGCGUGCAGCAAUUGCCGUAUGCCGAGUCCCAGUUCUGGGCAGGCCAGGAGUUGGGGUGGUCCGUCAUGGUCAGGGUGGACGGCCAGGCCUAUAGCCUGAUGGGCGUGCCAGAUCUCGAGGGUAGCGGUGCUCUCCCUGCCACAGUCCGCCACGCCGAGUUCACCGCGACUCAUUCUGUCUUCGAUCUCACGGCCGGUUCCGUGAAACUGACGCUCGACUUCUUCUCGCCCGUGUCACCUUCGAAUUACCUGCGCCAAUCGCUUCCUUUCAGUUACCUGACCGUGCGAGUAUCUGGGUCGAAUGGAAGAGAUAUACAGGUCUACUCGGAUAUCGAUGGGAGAUGGACUGGCCGGGAAGAUCGGUCGGUCCUCGAUUAUGAAGAACAUGACGAUGGACUUGUCAUUCAUUCGCUCUCGGUAGAAGAUUCAGCGAAGUAUGCCGAGGCCAGCGAUAUGGCUCUUUGGGGUAAAGCCAUUCUAGCCUCCCGUCCAUCCGAGUCCAGCACACUCUCUGCUUCAGCCGGCGACCCCAAGACAGUGCGUGAGCAAUUCGCAAAGAAAGGUGACCUCUCCGGACAGGAGUUUACGUGGUCCUAUGGUAGCAUUGCCGCCUUGUCCCAUGAUCUUGGCAUAGUCCAUGGCGAAGCCUCGAUCAACUUUGUUGUGGGUUACGAGAGAGAAGCCGCUAUCAACUACUUGGGAGAGGAGUAUACAGGUUAUUACCGGGCGGAAUACCCAACCACCCACAAAGCUCUCGCACAUUUCCUAGAUGAUUACAACAAUGCUGUGCUCGAGUCUUGGCAGUUGGACCAGGAGCUGAAGACAUUCUCUACUGCCGCCGCAGGUUCCAAGUAUGCCGAUAUCAUCGCAUUGUCAACCCGCCAAGCUUACGGUGGUAUCGAUCUGACGAUUCCGAAUCAUUCGCUUGACACUGAAGAUGUCUUGGCCUUCAUCAAAGAGCUGUCCAGUGAUGGCAACAUUAACACGAUUGAUGUGAUCAUGCCAGCAUUCCCCAUCUACUGGGUUCUGGACCCCGAGUGGAUCCGCCUUAUGUUGGAGCCUGUGAUGCGGUACCUGGAUGCUGGCCGCUGGCAUUUGCCGUACACGAUUCAUGACCUUGGCUCUCACUAUCCACAUGCCAUUGGCCAUGAUGACCAAAAGGCCGAGCCGAUGCCAAUUGAAGAAUCCGGAAACCUGCUUGUCCUGGCUCUCGCCUACGCCCGCGCCACCGGCGAUAUUGACUGGACCGGCCGCUACAUGGACAUCUUCCAGAAAUAUGCCGACUACUUGGUGGACAACAGCAUCGAUAUUGCCAAUCAGCUGUCUUCCAAUGAUGCUGCCGGGCCCUUGCCCAACGAGACCAACCUAGCCAUUAAAGCCGCCGUGGGUAUCAAGGCAUUCGGCGUGCUGAGCGGGAAGGAAAACUACUCCCGCAUCGGCGAGGAACAUGCAACGCUCUUCUACGAGGACGGUCUAGGCAUAGACGAAGAGAAGACCCACUUUGUCCUACAAUAUCCCGGUUAUCCGGAUUCAUGGAAGACCCCUUACAACCUCUUCCCGGAUGUGCUGUUGGGACUAGAGACAUUCUCGAAGGAUGCGCACCGAAUGAACAGCGAGUUUUACUCGACCGUCCGCGGCGAGUAUGGCGUUCCUUUGGACAACAGACAAGAUUGGGCCAAGUCGGAUUGGAACAUGUGGCUAGCUGCGACAUUCGAGAAGAACACUCGUGACGAAUUUGUAGAUGAUCUGUGGGCGUUCAUGACCAACGGAAAGCACAACUGGCCUUUUUCUGAUCGCUAUGUAUCUACCUCGGCGCAUGGAAAUGCACCCGGUACUCCCAUCCUGUGUCGUGCACGCCCGACAGUUGGUGGGCAUUUUGCGCUCCUAGCUAUGAAGGGACCUGGAUCCAUUCAGACUUUGUCUGUGAACAAGCCUGUCGGUAUGAGAGGCCGAAAUGGAGGCAAACCACCUCUGAAGUCUCAUGGCCUUGAGCUUUGA